AUGCGAGCCGUGCUGCAGCGCGUCAAGAGCGCCGCCGUGCACGUCGAUGGCGCGUGUGUCUCCCAGAUCGGGCCCGGCCUGCUGGUGCUGCUCGGCAUCUCGGUCGACGACACGGCCGCCGAGAUCGAGCCGCUGUGCCGCAAGCUGCUGGGCACGCGUCUGUGGGACGAGGGUGAGCGGGCAUGGCGCGUGGCGCUGCCGCAGCUCGGCGGCGAGCUGCUGCUCGUCUCGCAGUUUACACUGCAUGCGCGGCUGAGCAAGGGCACGAAGCCGGACUUCCACCGCAGCAUGAACGGCGGACCGGCGCGCGAGCUGUACGACGAGACGCUGGCGCGCCUGCGCGCGAUGUACGUGCCCGAGCGCAUCAAGGAGGGCGCCUUCGGCGCGAUGAUGGACGUCAGCCUCGUCAACGACGGGCCCGUCACGCUGAUCAUCGACACGGCAGACAAGAAGGCGGCGCAAUGAUGCAUUGUCUACACGCUCAUGCUCAUCUUGAUGCCCGCGUGCGGCUCGUAGCCGUCGACGGCAAAGUCGUCGGGCGUGAAGCCGUCGAUGUCGUCGACUGCCCGCGUGAAGCGCAGCGUCGGGAAUGCGCGCGGCG
Messenger RNA from Tilletiopsis washingtonensis, 601 nucleotides. RefSeq names its product D-tyrosyl-tRNA deacylase. Gene Ontology annotation, molecular function: D-tyrosyl-tRNA(Tyr) deacylase activity. The record is from RefSeq and is a predicted model, not a curated record. Gene Ontology annotation, biological process: tRNA metabolic process. Lineage: Eukaryota; Fungi; Basidiomycota; Exobasidiomycetes; Entylomatales. The coding region runs from base 1 to 465 and encodes 154 amino acids. The transcript is spliced from 6 exons. Gene Ontology annotation, cellular component: cytoplasm.